Molecule: messenger RNA, 2314 nt
Organism: Carcharodon carcharias (great white shark)
Lineage: Eukaryota; Metazoa; Chordata; Chondrichthyes; Lamniformes; Lamnidae
Gene: alas1
Product: aminolevulinate, delta-, synthase 1
Exons: 11
Coding region: 110-2158 (682 amino acids)
Biological process (GO): hemoglobin biosynthetic process; heme biosynthetic process; erythrocyte development
Cellular component (GO): mitochondrial matrix; mitochondrion
Molecular function (GO): pyridoxal phosphate binding; 5-aminolevulinate synthase activity
Source: RefSeq, a predicted model, not a curated record
AGCGGCGGCUGGGCUUGGGCCCGGUUGCUCAGUGACAUCAGCUGUGGUGAGCCUGCUGGCCCAGAGGCUGCUUUCCUGUAACAAGGAGAGAGCGAGGUUUCCCUUUACAAUGGGAAGAGCCUUUAAAGUACUGGCCCAGCCGCUUGCUAACUCCCACUCUGUUUUAGGCUUCAGUCAGUGUUUGAUUGUAGGUUCAGACCACAUGAAUACUGGAAAUUAUGCAAAACGAGCGUGUCAGUGUUCCUCUGGGUUUAGAACUACAAUGGAGGCUGUUGUUCGUCGUUGCCCAUUCCUUUCACGUGUCUCCCAGACUUUUCUUCAGAAGGCUGGCAAGUCACUGAUCUAUUAUGCGCAACACUGCCCCAUUAUGAUGAUGAAGGCAGGAGCCAAGCCUGUAACGCGCACUGUGACCACCUCUGCUGCUCACUGUCAACAGACCAAAGAAACCACGCCAGUGAAUGAGAAAACUGCUAAUUUGGCUUCAGCUCCAAGUGUCCCAGCUUCCCAGCUUCCCCCAGGACACCCAGUACCUAGUGCUGGACAGGCUGCAGCUUCCAAAUGCCCAUUCCUUGCUGGUGAGAUGAGCCAUGGUAAGAGCUCUGUUGUCCGAAAAGCUAGUGUGGAGCUUUCAGAGGAUGUGCAACAGAUGCAUGCUGUGAGAAAAGAAUUAGCUGUGACCUCUGUUAACCCAACUGUUGCCAACAUCAAAAAGGCAGAUGGACAAAAAGACACUGGUCUGCUGAAGAAUCUGAAUAGUAUGACGAAGCAAAAGUCUUCAGUUUCUCAUCUCAUUCAGGACAACAUGCCAAAAUCUGUUUCAGCUUUCAAAUAUGAUGGAUUUUUUGAAAAGAAGAUUGAUGAAAAGAAAAAGGAUCAUACUUAUCGUGUCUUCAAAACUGUGAAUCGUCGUGCUGAUGUAUUUCCCAUGGCAGAUGACUACUCCAAUUCCGUCAGUGUCAAGAAGGAGGUUUCUGUCUGGUGCAGCAAUGAUUACCUCGGAAUGAGUCGCCACCCGCGAGUUGUGGGGUCAAUCAUGGAUACCCUUCGGUGCCAUGGUGCUGGAGCUGGUGGGACCAGGAAUAUUUCUGGAACCAGCAAGUAUCAUGUUGAUUUAGAGAGUGAAUUAGCUGAUCUCCAUGGCAAAGAUGCAGCACUACUGUUCUCAUCAUGUUUUGUGGCAAAUGAUUCUACCCUCUUUACAUUGGCCAAAAUGCUCCCAGGAUGUGAAAUUUACUCUGAUGCUGGAAACCAUGCCUCCAUGAUUCAGGGAAUACGGAAUAGUGGAGUUCCCAAGUUUAUAUUCCGUCACAAUGAUGUCAAUCAUCUGCGGCAACUGUUGAAGAAAUCAGACCCAGCUACUCCAAAGAUUGUAGCCUUUGAGACGGUCCAUUCAAUGGAUGGUGCAGUCUGUCCUUUGGAGGAAAUGUGUGAUGUAGCACAUGAAUAUGGUGCAAUAACUUUCGUUGAUGAAGUCCAUGCUGUUGGCCUUUACGGUUCUAGAGGUGGAGGAAUAGGAGAUAGAGAUGGUGUCAUGCAUAAAAUGGAUAUAAUAUCUGGAACACUGGGAAAAGCCUUUGGUUGUGUUGGAGGCUACAUAGCCAGCACUGCAUCUCUUAUAGACACUGUGCGGUCAUAUGCUGCUGGCUUCAUCUUCACUACCUCAUUGCCGCCUAUGUUACUCUCUGGUGCUUUGCAGUCUGUCCAAUUCCUGAAAAGUGAAGAAGGUCGAGCACUGCGUCGCAGACACCAACGCAAUGUUAAACACCUGCGUCAGUUACUUAUGGAUGCUGGUUUUCCUGUGGUUCACUGUCCCAGUCACAUCAUUCCAAUCAGGGUUGCGAAUGCAGCUAAAAACACUCAAAUCUGUGAUGAACUGCUAAAUAAAGACAACAUUUAUGUCCAAGCUAUCAACUACCCCACUGUUGCACGUGGUGAGGAGCUCUUGCGUAUUGCCCCAACCCCACAUCACACCCCUGAGAUGAUGAAUAAUUUCGUUGAAAAACUACUGAUAACAUGGAAGGAUGUUGGAUUGGAGUUGAAGUCCCAUUCCUCUGCUGAAUGUAACUUCUGCAGAAGACCUCUACAUUUUGAGAUGAUGUGUGAGCGUGAAAAAUCCUACUUCAGCGGAAUGAGCAACCUGAUAUCUGUGAAUGCCUAGAUCAAUCUGAUUCUGGACUGUCUUUGUAUUAGAAUUUAAAGUGAAACUAUAUAAUCUAUGUUUUUAUAGAACUUAACUACGUAUAUAAUUAAAUUAUAUAAGAUUAUUUCCAUAGUAGACAGAAAAAACUUAAUAAAAAAAAAAAGCAAAACUCUA